UCCAGAAAUUCAAAAGGUAUGUGGAAGAGGUCUUAUAUCUCAAGACGAGGCUGACUCAAAACAACGAACCAAAAUUGUAUUACGAACUGUUGAUAAAUUAUUUAAUAAUCGAAUUUUACCAGAAGAAGGUGAUGCUAAAUUUGCCGAUAUCUGGCCUACUGAGAAUAUAUGGGGGAUUCUAAAGGAAAAAGUACAAGGCGAACAAUUUUCAAGUUUUGAACGGCUAAAAAAAAGAUUGAACGAAGAAUGGAAAAAGAUAACUUUUGAUGAUUGUAAAAAGUUGAUUGAUAAAAUUCCUAAUAGACUCGGCGAAGUGAUUAAAAAUGGUGGAGAACAGAUACAAGACAGUUAA
Rotaria sp. Silwood1 is the source of this 352-nucleotide messenger RNA. NCBI's taxonomy places the organism in Eukaryota, Metazoa, Rotifera, Eurotatoria, Philodinida, Philodinidae. The record is from the annotation of a GenBank genome assembly.